This is a messenger RNA of Triplophysa rosa, 1305 nucleotides long. It is a transcript of the gene laptm4b, whose product is annotated as lysosomal protein transmembrane 4 beta. The transcript has 7 exons. The coding region runs from base 152 to 829 and encodes 225 amino acids. The record is from RefSeq and is a predicted model, not a curated record. Lineage: Eukaryota; Metazoa; Chordata; Actinopteri; Cypriniformes; Nemacheilidae. Gene Ontology annotation, cellular component: lysosomal membrane.
GAGAAGAGCUGGAUUAAUGCAGCGGUGAGAAACGAACGGGGACGGUAACGGCGGUGAUCGACGUCUCUCGAAGUCUCCGAGUUAUUAACAAUAUUUCGCAUCGAACUGAAAGGACAUUCAUGAAAUAAGUGAGAGGCGUUUUAUUGGAAAAAUGAUUUCGCCGUGGGACAGAUGGUACACGACCAGCUGCUGUCUGUGUUGUCAUGUACGGACGGGCACCAUUAUCCUGGGCAUCUGGUACAUGCUCAUCAAUGCAGUGGUUUUGUUAAUCCUAUUGUCGUCUCUCAAUGACCCAGUCCAGUAUCACUACCACCUCACCAGUUCUGAUCUCGGCACGGAUUUGGACGUCAUGGAUGAUGCAAACAUGUGUAUUGCGGCUGCGAUCUCUUUGCUGAUGAUUUUGAUUUGCGGAAUGGCUACCUACGGAGCAUAUAAGCAACAUGCAGCAUGGAUCAUCCCCUUCUUUUGCUAUCAGAUCUUUGACUUCGCCCUUAACACACUGGUAGCAAUAAGCGUCUUGGUUUAUCCCAACACUAUACAGGACUACCUUCAGCAGUUGCCUGGGACCUUUCCAUACAAAGAGGACUUGAUGUCCACAAACAACAUGUGCCUAGUAUUAGCAGUGCUUCUCUUUAUUGGAUGCAUCUUGGCCUUUAAGGCGUAUCUUAUUGCUUGCGUGUGGAACUGCUACAGAUACGUGAGUGGAAGAAGCUGUACGGAGGUCCUGGUUUAUGUCACCACAAAUGAUACUACAGUACUACUUCCACCCUACGAAGAGGCAGUCGCCAUCCCACCGAAGGAUCCCCCACCCCAGUACACUUCGGCUUGAGAUAGCCGUAUCUCUCUUAUUUCCCACAGUCCUUCCCUUUUCCAAAGAAACACUUUCUCGACACAAUAGCCCAUUCCGCUGCCCCGGUCUAUGUGUGACGUAAGUCUCCUCUCCUCGCUAGAGGUGGUAGUAUGACUUUGAAACGCUCUUCCCUCUACAAGACUGCCCAGCUGUCCUGGCAACCCAAAGUUUUGUGUCGGCUCCAAUCUCAUUUGCACUUUCAGUGAUGAUCUGUGGCACUGGCCUUUUGAAUACUGUGAACUUACUUCAGUAGUGUUGUUGUCUACUGAUGUACCUGAGAUUUGAAUGCAGCGUGAGAGCACUUUUCAAAUGGGAAUUACCUAGAAAAUGAAUGUAAGAAAAUCAGUUUUUACUUAAAUCUUUUGCAAACGUUGUACGGCACAAAAGAAAUAUUUAGACAUUCUGGUUCAGAAUUUAACUAAAUUAGUUAUAAAAUUAAGCAAUUCAAGUUUGUU